AUGGGUACAACUGCCUCCAAGCAAGACCGCAACACCGCAUUGCAGCUCUGCAAGGGUCGUCUGAAACACAUUGAACAAGCAAUCGAUGCAAGGUAUGCCCUUUCGGCUGCUCAUCUGUCGUACGAGCAGUCUCUGCGCAAUGUCGGCGUUGCUUUGAGGCAGUUUGUGGAGUCACACCAUGAGGGUGAUCCGGACAAGUCCCCUCGCUCUUCGUCUGCUUUACCAUCCCCAUUGCCACCUGCAGACAAUUCUAAAAUUUCACUACUGAAAGUGCCCCGCCAUUCUGAUAUUAGUCGCUUGAGGUCAGAAGUAAGCCCAUCCUUGACAGUGACAGUCAACCCAAGUGAUGGUGAUGCUAGUUUUAUCAAAAAAGGGCAGCCCAUUCCGACUUCGGUUUCACCACCGUUGUCUCCGGAAUUUUGCCCCCCAUGGGAUUUCUUUGAACCAAAUGAUGUGAGUGAAAAUGUUGCUACCCAUGUCUCAGAGAACUGCGAGGCAACUUUGGAUGAUUUUGGUCAUGCCGAUGGAAGGGAUCAAGCUUCCUCGAUCAAAAACACUAGUCAAAUAGCUGAGGUGCAAGAACAGUUGGGAACACAUGGAUGUAAAGACCUCGAUGACAAUUUUGAACAUCUUAAGUCAAAUCGCAAUGACUGUAAUGAAAUUGAGAUUGCUGAUACAGACUUACCAAAUGACUCAAGCUUACACAAAGAACCUGAUCAAGUGCAGACACAGAAUGUGGAGGGGCAAAAUCCUACACGUACUACUGACAAAAGAAAAAUUGAAGCCCACUCUGUAGACAAGGUUAAUGUACCAAAAAUAUCUACUGAAAGGGAAGAAGAAAGGGGCAGUUCCAUCACCAGCGUAUCAAAAGAUUUUCUGUCUGAUGUGAAAGAACUCGAGCGCCAAUUUGCUCGGGCAGCUGAGUGUUGCCAUGGGGUCUCAAGGAUGCUUGAGACAAGGAAGAUUCGACUAAGCUUUUCUACCAAGAUAACAGGGAAACCAUCAUGUGCACUUUCUCUGUCAGCAUCCUUGCUCUGCUGCAAUGCUGGAAAUGUAGCUUCCCAUGAAUCAGAGCAGCAUGUCACAAAAGUGAUCGCUUGGAAUCGCUCACUUUCAUCACGAUCUUCAUCAUAUAAGAAUCCACUAUUUUCAGCUCAAAAGGAUGAUGACCCUCCAGAAAGCAUUAGCGAUUUUGUUGAAGAGUUUUGUAUGAUUUCAGGAAGUCAUGCAUCCUCUUUAGAUAGACUCUAUGCUUGGGAAAUAAAGAUUUAUCAUGAGUUAAAGAAUAUUGAAUCAAUCCAGCAGAUAUACGACGAAAAAUGUGCUCAGCUAAGCCAUCAAUGUGCCAGGGAUGCAGAUGCCAGGCAAGUUGACAAAACUCGGUUUACUAUCAAAGGGUUGUAUUCGCGACUCGUGGUAGGAACUGAAGUGCUAUACUCAAUUUCAAAAACAAUUGAGAAGUUGCGAGAUGAAGAGUUGCAGCCUCAACUUCUUGAAUUACUACAAGGGCAGACACGCAUGUGGAGGGUGCUGGAGGAAGUUCACCAAAUGCAGCAGAAAAUUACCUCUCCAACAGAUGCAAAGCUCCCAGCAAUGUCUCCUCCAAGUGAGUCGCGCGGACAUGCCUUGAUGAACCUCAUCACUGAACUGGGAGUCUUCUACUCCAGUUUGGCAGGCUGGGUUGAUGGUUACAAAAACUAUGUGAGUGGUAUGCACUCCUGGCUGCAGAAAUGUGUGGUGCAACCACGAGACCGGUCAGGGGGAGGAAACCUGACCCUCUCGCCUCGCCAACACCUUGCUCCACCCCUAUUUGUUUUCUUGGGGGAUUUGUCCGCAGGAAUGUCAUCGCUCCCGUCUGAAGAAUCAUGCGAUUCCAUCAAGAACCUUGCAGCAGAUCUCAAGAAAAUGUACAAGCACCAGGCAGCAGAACAGAAGAAGGCAGCGAAGAAGAGAUCUUCAGACGCUGGGGCAGAGCGUGACAAAUCGUCAGAGACUGAAUCAGAUAUGGCAACCCUGCAGGGCGGUCUGACCGCAAUGUUCGAUCGACUCUCGAAGCUCUCAGGUGCCAUGGCCAGCCUGGCUGAAAAUGUGAAACGGGAGGCGGAGGUCGCCCGGGAGGCGUACGCCAUCGGUCGCCUCACAGAGUAA
This is a messenger RNA of Triticum turgidum subsp. durum (durum wheat), 2148 nucleotides long. The record is from the annotation of a GenBank genome assembly. Lineage: Eukaryota; Viridiplantae; Streptophyta; Magnoliopsida; Poales; Poaceae.